UCCUACUACAGUUUCCAUGGAUCAACUACACUUGGUUGACACUUGGCAGGUUUAAUUUGAAAGCUCCGUUGCUAGACGAUCACGGUUGACGCCAAUUGCUCCCUCCCUCCAUGAGAUGAGAGAGAAGAAAGCCUCCAAAACUUCAUCUUCAACCUCUCCAUGUGCUCAACUUCGCGACGCAUACCACAAUUGCUUCAACAGGUGGUACGCCGAGAAAUUCAUGAAGGGUCACUGGGACAAACAAGAAUGCGUUUCCGAGUGGCAAAAAUACAGAGCCUGUCUUUCUGAACAUUUGGAAGAUAAGCAUCUGAUUCGUUUCUUACAAGCUGACGGCGUUGUUCAAGACAGUGGUGUUGCUUCUCAGUAACUUGUAGGGAGUAAGGUGAUUCACCCAUCAAUUGUAACUAACUACGAAGCUUAUUCAUGUGACGACCACUGUUGAUGUGGUAUUUGAAGUUACGCUGCCUGUACGUUGUAUCUUUGUUUGAACAGUGCAAGCUUUGUAUUUCCGUCAGAAAUCUUGGUGGUUUUAAAUCAUGGUCUAUUGCAAUGGGUUGAAAUGAACAUUUGGUGAGGGUGAAUUAUGGUAACUUGGCAAGUGACAAUUUUUUAAUGCCAUCUUUCAAGAAAUUCUAAAGGAGAGGGGAAUGUUUAACUAAUCCGCCAGUGAAGAGAUUUCCAGGACGAAGGUGAAGUUUAAACGUCCUCUCUAAAAAACAAAGGUUUAAUUAGUCUGGGGUCUCUAAACUCUUACAAAUUUACAAAUAAGUCCCUGAUUUUUUUUCGAA
Molecule: messenger RNA, 788 nt
Organism: Glycine soja
Lineage: Eukaryota; Viridiplantae; Streptophyta; Magnoliopsida; Fabales; Fabaceae
Exons: 4
Coding region: 116-367 (83 amino acids)
Source: RefSeq, a predicted model, not a curated record